Molecule: messenger RNA, 2867 nt
Organism: Helicoverpa armigera (cotton bollworm)
Lineage: Eukaryota; Metazoa; Arthropoda; Insecta; Lepidoptera; Noctuidae
Product: gastrula zinc finger protein XlCGF57.1-like
Exons: 2
Coding region: 111-1991 (626 amino acids)
Cellular component (GO): nucleus
Molecular function (GO): zinc ion binding
Source: RefSeq, a predicted model, not a curated record
UUUGACAGCAGGCAGGACUCAAGCGCGUCAUUUUGUAAAUUAUUGUUGUCCUUUGUCAGUUGAUCCGUGUAAAAUCAACAAAAAUAAUUGUAUUCCUAAUUGAAUAUAAUAUGGAAAUAAGUGUGGAGACGUUCGACAAAAUAUGCCGCGUCUGUUUAAUAGAAUGUGCCGAUAUGAAAUCCUUAUUUACGAAAAUGGACGAUGGGGAUCGCAAUUUGUUUGAACUCUUAGCAUUUACGGCUAAUAUUCAUGUUAAAUUAGAAGAUGCUCUGCCCAAACAGGUUUGUGGUGAAUGUGAGUCUGUGAUGUGCAAGGCUGAUGCCUUCAAACGUCGGUGUACCUACUCAAACACGAUUUUAAACAAGAUUUACCAAAAUUCCAUUAGCAACAGCAAUGCGACGAUUAUCGACGAAAAAUGUUCAAUAAAAGACGAAAAUGAUGAUUUGACGGAAAAAUUAAGCAGCUACGUUAGUUUUCCGCCUUGUGAUGAUCGAAAUAAUAGUUCAGAAAACGGUUUUGAUAAGAAAAGUAAUUUGGUACAAGACUCUUCCAUUUACGAAGCGGCUGACUCUAGUUUUUUCAAUUUAAAUAAUUCUAAGGCACCUGAGAGUACUGAAACCACGGUCAAACAAGAACUAACGUUAAACUUCAAUGAUGAAAUAGAUUUUUCAGAACAUUUUGAUGAAGCAACUGAAUCGGAGACUCUACCAAUAGAAUCUAAAGAGGAACCGCUGAAUAAUGACGAAAAAACCUACACUUGUAUCUGUGGACAAACAUUUAAGUUAAAAGACAAAUAUAAAAGCCAUUUAAAGCUAAAAAGCUGUAAUAAGUACAAGAAAAUAUUUAAGAACAUUAGUAAAAAUAAAUUAAAUAAUAUUCAAAAUGAGAUUGAAUGCAUUGAUUGCAAUCGUAAAUUUAAGACGAUGAAUGCUUGGAGAAUACACCAACAAGUACACAAAAACAAACAGGUGGGUGAAAAAAAAACACCAUUUUUCACCUGCAAAUUCUGUUUAUGGGAGUUCAAAUCGGAGGCGACUCUAGCUACCCAUAUUCAAAAACAUGAGAAAACAUUUGACAGUAAAACAGAAACGUACCAAUGCUCAUUCUGUUUACGUAAAUUUAAGAAUAAAACCUCAUUAGCAGCUCACAUACAAAGACACGAACAGACAGACAACAUAAAACACGUUUGCAAAAUAUGUAAAAGAGAAUUUAAGUACAAAGCGUACUUAGAAAAUCACGUAUUAACUAUGCAUUCGAAGAAAAAUGGUUUAAGUUGCGAAGUGUGUAGUCAGAACUUUGCUAAUGAAGAGAGCUUGGAGUUACACAAGGAUAGUCAUAAGAAUGAGAAGAAACAUCAAUGUACGGUUUGUAAUAAGGCGUUUGUUAUGUCCUGUACGUUGAAAGAACAUAUGCGGACACAUACCGGUGAGAAACCAUUCCUCUGCUCGCAGUGCGGACGAGGUUUCAGCCAGAAAACAAACUUGGCUCAACAUAUGAGAAGACAUCAGGGAUUGAAACCGUUUAAAUGUGAAAGUUGUGAAAAGAGAUUCGUAUCAAAAGGCGAGCUAGAUGCCCACAACCGCAAACACAGCGGUGCCCACCCCUUCGUCUGUGACGACUGUGGGAACGGCUUCACCACGUCCAGCGCUCUAGUCAAACACAGACGUAUACACACCGGAGAGAAACCUUACCAAUGUGACCUUUGUCCCAUGAGGUUUGCAGCCUCAGGAACCCUGAAGAACCACCGUAGAACGCACACCGGUGAACGUCCAUUCCAAUGCUCUUACUGUGAGAAAGCGUUCGUGCAACGCAAUGACUUGAUUUCACAUAUCCGUUGUCAUACAGGUGAGAAGCCUUAUAUAUGUACUCAGUGCGGGCAGUCGUUCAGAAAGGCUUCCGGAUUGAAGAGUCAUGUGAAAAUGCAUGUUAAGGAGCCGGGGAGUAUGUUGCAAGGUGUCAUGUUGAAUGGUAUGCAGUGUGCUGAACAGUGAUAGUUGUGUACAAAUUAUAUUAUAGGGGUGCUUCAUUUGAGUAGACACUUAUGCAUACUAAAACUUACAUAUACAAAACAGUUGAAUGCCUUUUCUUAAUGAGCACAACACCUUUCAUUUUCAUACUGACUUAUGUUUUUAGUUUUUGUAAACUAAUGUCGAUUUUCACCAACAAAUACCUAAGAGCAUUUAGGGAGCACUUAAUACGAAUUUCGUUUUCAGCAAAUUUUAAGUGUCCCUUAUUACCUUUAUUUUUGGGGGAGCCCUUACACUUAGGGAGAGUGACACUUAGUUAGGGGAACGUUGAGAUUGUUGGUGAAAACGGGCAUAAGUUUUUAGUGUGCCCAUUAACUGAAGAUAAACAAUAUUGAUGUAACUUUGGCAAAAAUGUGGCUAUCAUUAUUUUAAGCAGUAGUUUGAGUUUCUGUAAAGUCAAGAGAGAUAAGUUAAGAUUGUUUACAUUCAGUUGAGUGUCUACUCAAAUGGAGUAUUAGUCUGCAUAGUUAGAUUCUGAAUAAUACAAUGUUAUGUUAUAUUACAGCCUGUUUAUCGUCCCACUGCUGGGCACAGGCUCACACUUCUCUCACACGGAGAAGGAUUGAGCAUUAUGCAUAAUACAAAUGUUGCCGAAAAAUAAUUUAGUGUGCUUUAUUUAUUUGUGUUUUAUCUGCAAAAUGACUCUUAAUGAAUUAUAGAUUUUAGGUAUAAAACUUUAUUUAAGCAGAAUUAAAUCAUGAUGAAUGUUAAUGAAUUGAGAAUAAUAAUCGAAUGUUUAGUUCUCGCCAAAAUUUUGCGAAAAUGCUAUGCUGCAAAAUGAUAUGAUAAUAUAUUAUUAUUGUAUAUUACCGAUAUUGGGACCAAUUUAAUUCUAAUGCA